This is a messenger RNA of Lichtheimia ornata, 1944 nucleotides long. RefSeq lists its product as uncharacterized. Gene Ontology annotation, biological process: ubiquitin-dependent protein catabolic process; protein ubiquitination; mitotic spindle assembly checkpoint signaling. The transcript is spliced from 3 exons. The record is from RefSeq and is a predicted model, not a curated record. Gene Ontology annotation, molecular function: protein binding; ubiquitin protein ligase activity. Lineage: Eukaryota; Fungi; Mucoromycota; Mucoromycetes; Mucorales; Lichtheimiaceae. Bases 1 to 1944 code for a protein of 647 amino acids. Gene Ontology annotation, cellular component: cell division site; mitotic spindle pole body; ubiquitin ligase complex.
AUGACUUCACAAUACGCUGACCACACUCCACCUACAGAGAGCACUACACCAUCAUCACCAUCCUCCUCCACUUUUCGUCGCUCUCUUAACUUGUCUCAGGGCGCAUCGGCUCUUCUUGGUCGUCGCUUUUCGAGGACAUCAACACAACAACCACCCACUUCACCACGCACAGACACCACAAGCACAUCCAUGUCGCCUGCAGCAUCAUCUUCUUCAUCAUCCACAAACAACGUAUCCGUUCAUGUGCGUAUUGUUCCAAGUAUCGAAAAUCCGCGACGUAGUUUGAUCUUUGAUGUCGUUGAUCGUGAAAUCAAAGCUGGCACCGUUGUCAAAAUUGGAAGAUUUACGGAUCGAUCGGUGACGGCCAACCAUAUUUCAUUCAAGAGCAAAGUGGUUUCUCGAACGCAUUGUGAGAUUUGGGUGGAUCUUGAUGGCAAGCUCUAUCUAAGAGACACCAAAUCAUCAUCGGGCACUUUUCUCAACCAUGUACGACUCAGCACCGCCAACCAAGAAAGCCGUGCCACCCAAGUCCAUGAUGGUGAUAUUGUUCAACUUGGUGUGGAUUAUCAAGGUGGUCUAGAAGAAAUGUAUCGUGCCGUCAAAAUGCGUUUUGAGCUCAAUCGAACACCACCCCAACAAGCCAACGGUGCUUAUUCCAUGUCGGCAUUUAACAAUUUACGUUCGAUUAUGGCAAACAGCAGUGGGAUUGCAGCUGAAUCGGGCAUUGCUGCUGCAUCUCAACAACAACAACAGGUGGCCAACAUCAAAUCAGCAUCAUCAUGCGAGGCUCAUCAAGAGCAACACGAUGCCGAUAACAUUGAAGAAUGCUGUAUUUGCCUCUAUGCUCUUGCUCCUUUGCAGGCCCUUUUCGUUGCUCCAUGCUCACACAGCUACCACUUCAAGUGUAUACGCCCUCUACUAGAAAGCUAUCCAGGAUUUCAAUGCCCAAUUUGUCGCACGUAUUCUGAUUUGGAAGCAAGCGUUGCUGUUGAGGCUGAGGAAGUAAUGGAAAAAUAUGGGCUUAAGCCUAAAACAAAUCAAGUUGCUGCAAGUGAUGAUGAAGGACAGCAGCAGCAGCAGCCCGCCUUACCUGCAGCAUCGUCUGCACAAGAUUGUGUCCGAUCCAUGUCUCAAAUGACGACGUCUAUGGAUGACGACCCACCCGCAGCACAAUCACCACCUGACUCACACCAUGACGUGCAACCAAACACUACCACUCCUUACAACCCCGACAUCCAAGGCUCAUCAGGAGAUCACUACCCCUUGGCUAUUAUAUCCUCAAAUCAAACAAGCCAAGAUAUACAAGAUGAGGAGCAUCAUGAUGAUGAUGAGGAUGAGGAGGAGGAAGAACAAGAUGAUGGUGCUGCUUCCCCUGUUGAACGUCGUUCUACUUUUGUCUUUGACGAGCACGCUCAACAUAGCCAUCAACAUGGCAACAUGAAUGUUGAUCAACCCUCCAAUACUACAACCAACAACACCACUGGUAAUAAUACCCGAAGAUACUCUGAACGAAGAUUAAGCGCCAACAACUUGGUGGACAAGCUCAAAAUGGCAUUCUCAUCAGAGAAACGAAAAAGUGCCCAUAUCCCUACCAGCCAUCAAAGCAGCAACAACAACAACAGCACGGCCUUAAGAAAACAACGACAACGAGCAUCAGCCAUUAUACCCAUUUCCUAUUCCAACUUUUGGCGUCGGGAUGAUAGUGAUGAGGAUAACAGCGAAGAAGAUUUUACUUCACUUGAUGAUCGGCCUCAUCUUCAACAUCCUACAAUGACAACGGAUGCUGGUUCAUCAUCAUCUUCGCAUGCGUCUCCUUCAUCGAGUCCUCCACAACGCACUAGCUUGCUUACACGCACAUUAUCCGCUCAUUCCAAUAACGGUGCACCCCCACUUGCUGAUAUCGUUGAAGAGGCACAUCAUCCUUCUGCUGUGCGUGUGGAUUAA